This is a messenger RNA of Helicoverpa armigera (cotton bollworm), 1116 nucleotides long. It is a transcript of the gene CIA30, whose product is annotated as complex I intermediate-associated protein 30, mitochondrial. Bases 138 to 1067 code for a protein of 309 amino acids. Gene Ontology annotation, cellular component: mitochondrion. The transcript has 5 exons. NCBI's taxonomy places the organism in Eukaryota, Metazoa, Arthropoda, Insecta, Lepidoptera, Noctuidae. The record is from RefSeq and is a predicted model, not a curated record. Gene Ontology annotation, biological process: mitochondrial respiratory chain complex I assembly; mitochondrial electron transport, NADH to ubiquinone.
UGUUUAUGGAAACAUAAAAACAAUAUUUUGAUGUGAAUAUAGGUUAGGUUGAAGUUAUACAAUGUAUUUGAAGUAAAAAAAACUAUAUUUAUUACUGUAAUAAUGUGUUAAUUUGGUGAAAGAUAAAGUAAAAGACAAUGGCAUUGUGUAAAACCAGCAUUUUCAUAAAUAUAAUUAGAAACAAUCGACAUUACUCGACUUUAUGUAAAAGUCUAACUAAUAUAAAUAGUUUAAAUUAUUCUAAGCCAAUAUUAAUUACUUCACAACGCUGGCUGUUUCACGAAAGUUUCAGAAAAGGUGGAUAUGAUACAGAAAAAAAGGUAUCAAAUUUGGAACAUUUGAAAAAUGGUUUUAAGGAAUUGAAGCAAGAAUUGAAAUUGUUUGGCCAGGAAGUGAAAGAGUUGAUAAUAACAGACCCUCUUCUUAUUGCUAGACCAGGUGAAACGGACCUCAUCUGGUGUUUCAACGAGCCGGGCGUGUUGGACAAGUUCGUGACGACCAGCGACAGUGACCACAAUGAAGGUUUCAGUAAGUGCAGCCUGGAAAUGAGCAGUGCGGGCCGAGCUAGAUUCCAUGGCUACCUAGACGUCAGGGUGCCUAAGGACGGACGUAUCAAAAAGGCGGGAUAUUGUGCCAUGAGGUCCAAGAGAACCAGAAAAUCAUUCAAGCGCCCUGCAACAUUCGACUGGAAUUUGUAUAAUACACUAGUACUGAAAAUCCGAGGCGAUGGCAGAUCCUAUCUACUGAAUAUAUCCUGUGAAGGGUACUAUGAUAUCACAUGGAACGAUAUAUACCACUAUGUGUUAUAUACUCGAGGUGGGCCUUACUGGCAAAUCGCCAAGAUACCAUUCUCCAAAUUCGUACUCGGCUCGAAAGGCCGUCUACAAGACAAACAGAAUAGAAUGAGAUUUGAUAAAGUCACGCACUUCGGUAUAUCGUGCGGAGAUAAGAUCAACGGCCGAUUUGAUUUAGAAAUCGAAUACGUAGGUUUGGAGUUUGAUCCAACACAUGAAGAAGAGUUUGCAUAUGAAAUGUACAAAACAGAUAAAUAUAUUGUUGGAGUUUAAAUGUUGUUAUUUAAGAUUAUAGAAUAAAUAAAUAACGUUGGUUUUAAAA